Saccostrea cuccullata (small rock oyster) is the source of this 2189-nucleotide messenger RNA. RefSeq names its product renin receptor-like. The record is from RefSeq and is a predicted model, not a curated record. NCBI's taxonomy places the organism in Eukaryota, Metazoa, Mollusca, Bivalvia, Ostreida, Ostreidae. Gene Ontology annotation, cellular component: external side of plasma membrane; membrane. Gene Ontology annotation, biological process: positive regulation of Wnt signaling pathway. Gene Ontology annotation, molecular function: signaling receptor activity.
AUGCAGAAGGAGCCUCGCUUUAUUGAUCAUGUUGAUAUUGAUGUCAACUGGAAUGGACUUACCCAGAAUUCCUUCUUCAAAAGACCGAAGGCCAAUAUACUUGUAUCAAUUCUUGGACACAAUGACUUAAAAAAGAAGCCGCUAACUGUUAAAAACAUGGCCCGAUUUCCUGUAAACACAGAUAUUCCAAUGGUGGACAUUGCCUCUCUGAUGAACACACUCCAGGGAGCUUUCUUUGAUCAGAGUCCACUGUUACUUGAUGCUGGCAUGGAUAACAAUUUUUUUGAUGUCCACUCUGACUUUGAUGUUUUCCGUAAACUUCCCGACACGCUCAGGAAGAUGUCUGACCGACUGCUGGACUCAGACUCCGUGUUACAGAGACACUCCGUGGGGUCACUAAAUGCCAGCAAACCCAGCCAUCUCAGACUGAUGGGGGAGUUGCAACUCAUACAGGAUGUCAUUAACACGGUGAGUGACCGUCCAGAAAUGCUGAAGAGUAAGACCCCCGACCUCUUUUCCUUCACCAUCACCGGUCUACAUGACAUCGUUAACAAACAUGGAGGGAAAUCUCCUCAGACAGAGGACGCUCACAGAUUGAUAUCAGACUUCAUAACAAAGAUGACAGAAGAUUUCAAGAAGUUAUACAAAGACAAUGUGGUGGUGGAAGUUCUGUCAAUUAAUCCCGAGGAAAAAUAUGUCAGGAAAACAAGGAGUCUGAUGGCCGUGGAGGACUCUGAUGUGGACAUCAAUCUCUCCAAGGACUACGAUGAGAAUUACCCCGCCAUAUUUAACAUUAUUCUGUGGUUUAUGAUUGCCAUGUUUGUCAUCCUCUUUGCGGUGUCGUACGGGAUGUGGAACAUUGACCCAGGGCGGGACAGUAUCAUCUACAGAAUGACCACGACCCGACUCAAGAAGGACUAGUCAUUUCCUGUCUCCAGCUAGCUCCUGUGAUUUAACUAUCAGAUGUUUCUCUUUCUCUAAACAUUGUGCUAAUAACAGGGAAAUUAAGAAUUGAAAAUUUGUAUUUAUGAAGUAAAGCAAUAUACUGUCAGAGCCUUUAUCCACUUUAUAUUGAAACUAAGCAAUGCAAAGGAUUUUUUUAAAUAAAAGGCUACAGCAGUGAAAUAGAAGGAAAAAAUAAAUUGUAAAGCUUAGGUUCUAAGAUGCUCUGUGCUAUUACAUGUAAAUUGUGAAAAUGAUAUGAACAAAUCUGCUUAUUCAGGGAGGGGGCUCAAUAAUGGGCCAUUUUCUCAAGCUCCCCGUAUACGAUAUUGAAUCAUGAAUUCCACCAUGUUAGUAUGUUACAAAAUUUACCAUAUUGUUUGUAGAAUGUGUUUGUAUAAUCAAUUUUUGAAAAGUUCUAGUCUAGCUACUAGUGAGGGUAUUACAUGUAUUGUAUGUUCUUGUAGUUAGUCAAUAUUCUUUUAUAGAUAAGGAUUGAUAACAAUAUUAUUAUUAUGGAUUGAAAUUGGGGAAAAUUGUGAUAAAUUUUGAACAUUUUAUUAUAUCUUAACUAGGUAUACAGAAACUUGAAUUUUUCAAAUUUUGUCAGCUAUUUUGCUUCAAACAUUGGAUAAAUUGGUUUUAUUUUAAGUAAACCAUAUCCAAAUUCUAAAGCUUUCAAGGUACUUUUAAAAUAGUCAGCUAUUUUGCUUCAAACACUGGGAAGAAUGAUUAAGUUCUAUCCUCAAUAUACAAUAUUUAAAAACUUUCAAGGUACAUGUACUUGAAUAUAUAAAUUACAAGCAGAGUGCUAAAAAUGAAAUUGGUCAGUGGAGCUUAACAUUCCAUUCUAUGAUACGUAUAUAGUAGAAAAUGAUUGUAAUGUGAUCUUGUUCCUAAAUUAAUAGUAUAUGUUAGAUUGAGUAUGUAUUAAGCAUCUCAUGGCAUUGUCUAAUUAUGUAUCACUGCUGUGGUAUUUGUGUGUACAUUAGAAAGUGGGAAAUGUUAAAGUAGUAUCAUGAAUUACAUGUCUUGUCCACCAAAACUAACUUUUGCAGUUGGAAAUCAGUGUGUGAGUGGGUGUAAAUUUUGAUAGAGAAUAUUUGUGUUUAUUAGGGUUUGUGUGAAAGUUCUGGGUGUUUGAAUGUUGUGGUAAUUUGAUUAUCUGUUCAAUGAUGUAGAUACUUCCUAAAUAUGUUAUAAACAAGAGUAUAAACAGAAUAAAUAAACACCUAUGUAAACUUAAA